AUGAAGUUGGUUCAGCGAGCAGCCGUCUUUGCGCUGCUCAUCAUGUUUGCAGGCGCCCCGGCAAGCGCGCAAGGCAGCGGCGCCGCCGCCUUGGAGACGCCGCGCCAAAAGACCAUCAAGGCCCUCGGGGAGGCGCUGCCCCAGGCACGGGGCAGCGACGCCAUAAAGAUCGAGUUCUUGAGCCUCGACAGCGACACACUCGAGAAGUUCGCAGCCAUCAAGGGCACGCAGCAGAAGGUCCUCAGCGAGCUGCCGCCGCAGCGGCUGGCGCAGCUGGUGGAGGCGGUGCGGGCGUCCCAGUACCGCCACAGGAGCGCCUACACCACCUGCCUGGGGCUCCUGCCCGCAGUCAGGGGCAUCAGGUCCCUCGCCCUCGGGCUGGCGGCGCUGUCGGUGCCGACCCUGGAGGCCGUGGCAUCCCUGCCGUCGGAGCUGCCCGUCGUGCGCCAGCUGGCGUACCAGCAGGCGGCGCCCCUCAAGAUCCUGCUGCGGGAGCUCAAGGGGUUUGAAGCCGCCAGGGGCACUCCUGCGGUCGACUACAGUGCCGUCGCUGCUGUGAACGCUGCCUCUCCUGGCGGGCCCCCCACUGGUAUUGUCCCAACUGGCAGCGGGCAAACCGUGGUGCUACCACAGGAGUUGCGCACCAACGGCACGGCAAGGCGCAACCGCACGCUGUCGGCCGCCACCCUCAAGCGGCUGCAGCGCUUGUCAAACAAGAACGCCCUGGCUGCAGCAGGCGUGCCCGACAAGAAACCCGGCUCCCAGGCUGCCACCGGCCUCGUCCCCGCCGCAAACGCCGGCAAGCGCCGCCUGGCGCAGGCGACUGCCGGCGGCAACUACACUGAUGUGUUCUCGACCCUGCAGCUGAUCGAGAGGGCGGCCGCCGACGCAGCAAAGUCGCCCGCUGCAGGGGCACUGGCGCAGCCGCCGGCGCCACUGCAAGCACCGCAGGCCCAGCAGAGCACGCCUGUCCAGCCAGUCGUUACGCCAAGCUCGGCAGCUCAGCAGACAGCUGCUGAGCAGAAGGCAGCUGAAGACAGGGCCGCGGCGGAGAAGGCUGCUGCUGCGCAGAAGGCAGUGCAAGAGCAAGCGGCGGCUGCUCAGAAGGCGACGGAAGAGUUGGUGCAGAAGGCAGCGGCCGAGAAAGCAGCGGCCGAGAAGGCGGCAGCUGAGCAGAAGGCGGCGGCUGACAAGGCUGCUGCUGAUCAGAAGGCCGCAGAAGCGCUGGCGGCAGCGCAGAAGGCAGCGGCCGAGAAAGCAGCGGCCGAGAAGGUGGCAGCUGAGCAGAAGGCGGCGGCUGACAAGGCUGCUGCUGAUCAGAAGGCCGCAGAAGAGCUGGCGGCGGCGCAGAGGGCGGCCGCCGAGAAGGCAGCGGCUGACAAGGCAGCGGCUGAUAAGGCUGCGGCUGAUAAGGCAGCGGCUGAGAAGGCAAUGGCUGACAAGGCGGCGGCUGAGAAGGCAGUGGCUGAGAAGGCAGCGGCUGAUCAGAAGGCCGCUGAAGAGCUGGCAGCGGCACAGAGGGCAGUGGCUCAGAAGGCAGCGGCUGAGAAGGCAGCGGCUGAGAAGGCGGCGGCUGAGAAGGCGGCGGCGGACAAGGCGGCGGCGGACAAGGCAGCGGCUGAUCAGAAGGCCGCUGAAGAGCUGGCAGCGGCACAGAGGGCAGCGGCCGAAAAGGCUGCAGCCGAGAAGGCAGCGGCUGAUAAGGCAGCGGCUGAGAAGGCGGCGGCUGAGAAGGCAGCGGCCGAGAAGGCGGCGGCUGAUCGGCAGGCGGCAGAAGCUAAGGCAGCAGCAGAGAAAGCCGCCGCCGACGCGGCAGCUGAGGCGGCGAAGCAAGCUGCAGCUCAGCAGGCGGCCGCCUUGGCUGCGGCAGCACAAGCUCCCAAAUCGCCACUGCCUCGGAGACGCGUGCUGUCGCUGAGGGGGAUGCGCGCUUAG
Messenger RNA from Monoraphidium neglectum, 1935 nucleotides. RefSeq lists its product as hypothetical. NCBI's taxonomy places the organism in Eukaryota, Viridiplantae, Chlorophyta, Chlorophyceae, Sphaeropleales, Selenastraceae. The coding region runs from base 1 to 1935 and encodes 644 amino acids. The transcript has 7 exons. The record is from RefSeq and is a predicted model, not a curated record.